AUGAUGAACCUGAACCAGAAGUCUGUUACUGAUGAACCACAGCAGCUGCUUGGGUGGGAAAAGAAUGAUUACAGUCACUGCAAGACCCUGAGGAAGAAGGGCUUCAAUGGCUGCGACAGCCCAGAGCCCGACGGGGAGGACUCGCUGGAACAGAGCCCCCUGCUGGAGGACAAGUACCGGCGCGCCAAUGAGGAGCUCGACGGGCUCUUCCGGCGCUAUGGGGUGAGCCCCACUCACUCUCUCUUUGUUGGCCCCCCUUCCGGCCCCUUCCCUCCCCCCCAGGCGCUGCACAAGAAGCACAGGGAGUGUGAGAGCCCUGAGGUGGACGAGGUGUUUGCCCUGACCCCCCAGACGGAGGAGAAAUAUAAAAAGAUAGACGAGGAGUUUGAUAAAAUGAUGCAGAGUUAUAGAUUGGCCUCAGCUGUUCCGGCCCCCAACUUUGCCAUGCCUGUAACGGUGCCCGUGUCCAAUCAGAGCUCACUGCAGUUCAGCAAUCCCAGUAGCUCCCUGGUCACCCCUUCCCUGGUGACAUCGUCCCUCACAGACCCACGGCUCCUGUCCCCCCAGCAGCCAGCACUACAGAGGAACAGUGUGUCACCGGGCCUGCCCCAACGGCCGGCUAGUGCGGGGGCCAUGCUGGGAGGAGACCUCACCAGUGCUAAUGGAGCCUGCCCCAGUCCUGUUGGGAAUGGCUAUGUCAGUGCUCGGGCCUCCCCUGGCCUCCUCCCUGUGGCCAAUGGGAACAGCCUAAACAAGGUCAUCCCUGCCAAGUCUCCGCCCCCACCCACCCACAGUGCCCAGCUUGGAGCCCCCAGCCGCAAGCCUGACCUGCGGGUCAUCACUUCCCAGGGAGGCAAAGGGUUAAUGCAUCACUUGACUGAGGACCAUUUAGACCUGAACAAUGCCCAGCGCCUUGGGGUCUCCCAGUCUACCCAUUCGCUCACCACCCCAGUGGUUUCCGUGGCAACACCAAGUUUACUCAGCCAGGGCCUCCCCUUCUCUUCCAUGCCCACUGCCUACAACACAGAUUACCAGUUGACCAGUGCAGAGCUCUCCUCCUUACCAGCCUUCAGCUCACCUGGGGGACUGUCACUAGGCAACGUCACCGCCUGGCAACAGCCCCAGCAGCCCCAGCAGCCGCAACAGCCACAGCCUCCACAGCCACAGCCACAGCCACAGCAGCCACAGCCACAGCCGCCUCAGCAGCCGCAACAGCCACCUCAGCAACAGCCCCACCUGGUCCCUGUAUCUCUCAGUAACCUCAUCCCAGGCAGCCCCUUGCCCCAUGUGGGUGCUGCCCUAACAGUUACCACCCAUCCCCACAUCAGCAUCAAGUCAGAACCGGUGUCCCCAAGUCGUGAGCGCAGUCCUGCACCGCCUCCGCCAGCUGUGUUCCCGGCUGCCCGCCCUGAGCCUGGUGAUGGUCUCAGCAGCCCAGCAGGGGCAUCCUAUGAGACAGGGGACCGGGAUGAUGGACGGGGGGACUUCGGGCCUACACUGGGUCUGCUGCGUCCAGCCCCAGAGCCUGAGGCUGAGGGCUCAGCCGUGAAGAGGAUGCGGCUCGAUACCUGGACAUUAAAGUGACGGUUCCCACUCCCCUCCUCUCAGCCUCCCCGAUGAAGAGUUGACAAUCUCACCGCCCACCCCUCCCUGUCCUGGGCUCCUCCCGCUCGACCCCCACUUCCUUUCUUGUGCUCCGUGUCCUGUUGACGGUUACAUUUGUGUAUAAUUAUUAUAUUAUUAUUAUUAUUAUUAUAUUUUUUUUAAUUUGAAUUCUCGCUUUGGAGAGAGGGAUGCUCGCAUCCCUUUUCUUACCCCCCACCAUUUUCACUGGUGGGGCCUCUCUUUUUUUGCGGGAAGGGGGGGACACUUUGCACGUUGUACACAUAUGCUGCAGGAAGGGGGUAUGAGGGUCCGGUACGCCUUUGGGAAAGGACAGGUGCCGAGCCCUGCAUGUGGAGCCCUCCUACCCCAUCCCCAAGACAGAGGAAAGAACCAAAAAACUACCAAACAACAAACCCCAUACAGUAGACUGAGAUCCCAAAGCUGGCUUGAUGGUAGGUUUGUGUUUCAAGGGGAUUGUGAGGAGGCAGAGGUUCUCUGCUUCUGGGCUGUUCAUGUGGCUGUGGGCAUGUGGGGCCAGUACCUGAUCCUGGCCCCUACACCCCUACACACAGCACUCACUGAUCCCAGUGCAUGCUGUGUCCCCAAGGUAUGUGGGUGCUGGGAAUCUGAGGCUGGGGCAGGGCUUUGAGGUAGGGGCCCCUCUGGAAGCACAUUGGAGAGAAAGACAGAGCCAUGAGGAAAGGGCUGAGGAGGGCAGAAGGGCUGGGCAAAGGGUGAAUCAGGGUCCCUCCCCCCCCAGCUUUUUCUCUAAGAUAUACAGUGCAAUAGCUCCCUGUCCCUCAGUUGACCCCAGCCCUACAAAGACAGCCACGCAUGCAGGGAGAUUGGGGAGAGGAGCUCUAGUGAUGUGGCCCUGGAGCUGGGCCAGAGUUGGCCUCAACUUCCGUUGGGUGCCAAAGGGCUAGAGCCCUUUCAUCCACCAGGCAGGUGUAAAGAGGAAAUUUCCUUUGCCUUUUGUGCACACUUAACCCAGAGGAGUGGACACCAGAAUGGUGGUGGGGGAGGGAGGAGUAGGAGGUCCCUUACAGAUGAGGUCUAUCCAUCCAGGGCCUUUCCCUAAUUCUUCCUGGGCCUCCCCCAGCACCACCUCCUAGCUCCAUCUGCUCCUGACCCACAUCCCUGCUCUUGGCGCCCUCAUUGUCUUGCUACCUCCUUGUACCCCCACCUCCAGGCCGCAUCCACCUUCCCUCUUCUUGGCUACUGUAAUUGUAUAUAGUGACCUUUGGAAAACGUUAGCAGUGUAACAGUCCAGGAAACUGGUUUUUUUUUUUGUUGUUGUUGUUGUAUUGAUAUGAAAUGAGAUUCUAUUUUUGUCAAAGUAUAUUGUAAUAAUAAUGACUCAAACGGCCUGUACUGUACAGACAAGAUUCUUCUGCUGUUGUUCUUGCUCCCUUCCCUUCCCUUAGACAGCCCACUCUGCUGCCUCCUUAGUGGGCUGUGGGCAGGAGCCCAGGGGCAGUCCUAAAACCACAGGCUAGAUUAGAAAUCAAACUGGAGGGGGCAGGCUCCCAGCUUGCUGUCCUUCACACCCUCCCUCAGGGGCCUCGCCAGCGUGGGCAGGCAGAUGGGCCUGCCUCCCUCCACACAAGUCCAAUUCCUCUGCCCAAGGAGGCAGUGCUCCUUUGGGGUUUCCUCCCAGUUGGAAAGUACAGUUAGACAAGGCUCAGUUUUGUGGUAAAUGACAGUCUUUGCCUGCCUUUGACCCAGCCUCUUGCAGUAUUUUGACACUUGAUUUGGGGAAGGAACCAGAAGCAGAGAGGGGUAUGUGUCACCACACACAUACCUAGUGUGUUCAUGAGGGCAUCUGGUAUUUUUGUGUCCAAGUGUACCUUUGUAUUUAUGUGUGUGUGUGUGUGUGUAUGGUUGCGUGGGCCCUUUGUGUGCCUCUGAGCCUGGCUGGGUGACUCAUGAAUCUUCGUGUGACUGGAGCUCUGAGAGCAUCUCCAAGUCUGUGUGGCUGGAUGUGUUUACAAAGGGACAGGUGGCGGCUGUUACAGUCCCACAGCCCUGGCUUCUAGCUCUGUGAACCCCCACUCCCAUCUUCCCUUCUUCUUUACCUGUUUCUGCCCUCAGCUUGGACAUGUUUGUACUGCUUUCAGAGGGGAUUUGGCAGUCAGCCCUUUUUGCUUUUCCCCACAACCUACCUCUGCCAGGGCUUCCCUAUAGUAGCCUUUGCCUCCACAUCCACUUAGUCCCCCAUCUUGACACACAGUUCCUUUUCCUGGAGCACUCCCCAUGCUGCUGUCAGAGCAAAACUCAAGUCCUCUUCUUCCAUGAGGCUUUGUCCUCAACUGGGUAGUAAUCUUCCUUAUUCAGUCUCACCCACCUGCUGACUUGGCAGGGAUGCAUUUUUCCAGCCUUCCCACCUCUCCCUGAGGUUCCAGAGGGAGUUUCAGGAAUUGAUAGGGUUGUGGGCUACAAGUGUAGCUCGUUAGUAGAGUGUUUGGCCUAGCAUGCAUGAGAUCCUGGAUUGAUCCCCAGCACAGCAUUUAAAAAAAAAAAAAAAAA
Messenger RNA from Castor canadensis (American beaver), 4134 nucleotides. NCBI's taxonomy places the organism in Eukaryota, Metazoa, Chordata, Mammalia, Rodentia, Castoridae. The record is from RefSeq and is a predicted model, not a curated record.